Molecule: messenger RNA, 1461 nt
Organism: Pichia membranifaciens NRRL Y-2026
Lineage: Eukaryota; Fungi; Ascomycota; Pichiomycetes; Pichiales; Pichiaceae
Exons: 1
Biological process (GO): amino acid transmembrane transport
Cellular component (GO): vacuolar membrane
Molecular function (GO): amino acid transmembrane transporter activity
Source: RefSeq, a predicted model, not a curated record
AGGAGGAGCUCUCUGCUGGAUGCCGGGGGUGCCAGCUCGAUCAAAAACUUUGCAUCAUCUGUGCAGCGGUCUGUGGACUACCUAUCGACGUCGCUUGAGUCCGGGAAGGACAGGGAACCUUUUGAAAACGGGCUCUCUUCUCCGUUGCUUACUGGUGAAGACACGCAAAAUGAUCUUGAGACGGUGCUUGUGGACGAGGACGUGUGGCGGAGCCAGGGGAGACCGUCAUACGGGACCAUCGAGGACAUGGAGUCCACGGCGAACAUACGGGUGAUCAAGUCGAACGAUUCCGAGUCGAUCAUCCGGGUGGUGUCGAUGAAGUCGACGCGAUUGCAGACGAUCUUCAACUCAAUCAACGUGUUGAUUGGACUCGGGAUCUUGUCGAUCCCGCUGGCCUUGCACCUGUCCGGGUGGGCACUGGGCAUCCUGUGCAUGACGUUUGCCGCCCUGGCGACAAGACAGACGGCGGUGCUGUUGGGCCGGAUUCUCAGCCGACACCCGCAGUUGAAGACGUACCAGGACAUUGGCAUCUUCUGCUUUGGCGAGAACAUCGGGUUUGUGAUUCUGCUUACGUUCACGCUGGACUUGAUUGGGGCCGGGUUGUCGAUGAUCUUGCUCUUUGCGGACUCGUUCAAUGCGCUUUCGCCGGACGUCUUCUCCAAGCUGUCGCUCAAGGUGUUCAUCACGGCGGCAAUGAUGUUUCUGAACUUCCUGCCCUUGCGCCUACUCUCGUUCUUGUCGCUCACGGGGAUCAUGUGCACGACAGCGACGUGCAUGCUUAUUGGCGUCUCGGGCUGUCUCAAAGCAGAGCGUCCGGGCUCGCUCUUGAACCCGAUGCAGACCAACAUGUACCCGAAGUCGUUCAUCGACUUCUUUUUCGCCCUGGGGCUCUACUUGGCGCCGUGGGGCGGCCACGCAACGUUCCCGGAGAUCUACAGGGACCAGCUCUACCCACAGACCUACGACCAGAGCAUGAAGUACUCCUUCUCCUUCUCCUACGCCGUGGACCUAGCCACCGGCGUGCUAGGCUUCCUCAUGUUCGGCGCCUCCGUCGACGACGAGAUCACCAAGAACAUUCUCCGGACAACCGGCUACCCGCCGUGGGUGUCCACCGCCAUCGUUGUGCUCAUGGGCAUUCUCCCCGUGUCGAAGCUCCCGCUCAUCAGCAGACCCAUCUUGACCAUUCUCGACCGCCGCUUCGGCGCAACCGGCCUGCAGCGGGCAGCCAACCGGGGCCUUCUCAGCGCCUUCUUUCUUCUCUGCUCCCUUCUUCUCACCAACUUCGGCAAGGUCAUGUCUCUCUUGGGCAGUCUCAUCUGCUUCACCGUGUGCAUCACCUUGCCUGGGCUCUACUACCUGCGUGUGUUUCGGGACGACUUGUCCCAGACGGAGAAGGCCGUGUGGCGCAUGCUGGUGGCUGUGGGUGUGGCGGGUGCGUUUUUCGGGAUGGUAGCAGUUGUG